AUGGCUAAGCCGACCUCUGGACUUCAGGAAACCAUAAUGGCUAAGCCAGCAAAACUCCGGAAAAUGGAGAUUGUGCUGGGUCCUGAACAACCCGAUGAGGAUGGGCCAUUCAAGUAUCAACCGGUGAUAACACACUUCACCGUUCUAGCCGGUGAUAACACACUAAAGCUCCACUCAAAACUUGAUGCUGCCACCAUGCCACCUUCUACCUGCACAUUCUCCUCAUUGUCUGCUAAGUCUGUCCAAACAAUGCCAUACAGUCUGCUACUAAUUUACCACUUCCUCUGUUGCAUUUAUAACGAGGACGUACUGUGGAUCUACCUCAUCCUUGAAUGUCCAUGUGAAGCAUUCAACGAAAAUCAAUGUACUCAUAAACGGCGUUCCUUGAGUCACGUCCCACUAGAAAAUUAUACACGUAUUCGUUCUGAGGGAGUGUGCCGAGCAGAGGAGAAGUAUACUUAUCAGGAACCUGUGCAAAAGAAAUGUUGGCGAGCAUUUUCGCCUCAAUGUAGAACGUGUCCUCAACAAGCGACUGUAAUUCCUACAUCGGAUGCAACCAUUCGUGCUGCUGCUCAACUGCAACCUGCAAAUGAGGGGCAACUAGCUCCACAAUGCGUUGCUGUUCCCACCAUAGGUGAUGCUGUUAGAUCUACACCAACAUCUUCUGCUAUUUCAGCAAGACGACCAUGGAAUGCUACUGCAGUGACAUGUUCGCCCUGCCAUCGUGAUGAUGCAACAACUAUCUCACAAACAAGGGCAACACUAGCGGUGACAAACGCCACAAACGCUGCGCCCUACGCACCAUUUAAUUUCAGCGAGAUUCUUGCACUACUUGAAGAUGAAAGCCCUGCUACUACACCAAUACACAGUGGAUUAGAUGACAACAUAUUAGGUCGGCAAAGCCGAAGAAGUAACGUUGUUACAUGGCGACUGAUAGCAAUGGAUAGAAAGCCAGCGUACUCAGACAUUGAUUUUUCGUUGGUACUCACUAGUAUUGAUCCUCGUCUGAAUCGCCUCGGUCUUGUUAUCAAGAAAUAA
This is a messenger RNA of Angiostrongylus costaricensis, 1038 nucleotides long. Lineage: Eukaryota; Metazoa; Nematoda; Chromadorea; Rhabditida; Metastrongylidae. The record is from the annotation of a GenBank genome assembly.